This is a messenger RNA of Girardinichthys multiradiatus, 1390 nucleotides long. RefSeq names its product TNF superfamily member 14 (gene tnfsf14a). Gene Ontology annotation, cellular component: membrane. The coding region runs from base 250 to 978 and encodes 242 amino acids. Gene Ontology annotation, molecular function: tumor necrosis factor receptor binding. Gene Ontology annotation, biological process: immune response. The record is from RefSeq and is a predicted model, not a curated record. Lineage: Eukaryota; Metazoa; Chordata; Actinopteri; Cyprinodontiformes; Goodeidae. The transcript has 4 exons.
UACUUUCAUUUUGACGAGCAGUGACAGUAGAUCUUUGUGAGCCUUCACAGGUGCUGUGGUGAUACAUUUCAAGAUUUGCGUUACUGUCUUUUUUUGACUACUAGUGAGGCAUCUAAAAUUGGACCAACCAGAAAUUAGCCCACCCAUUUUGCAACCUUACUGCACCUCGCUGCCUCUCAAGUGUCUUUUGGUUUCAACAGCCCCUCUGAAACGGCAGCUUUGACCACUAGAGGAUCAAUCCACACUGAAAUGUUUUUCAAUUUUCAAAGGAGCACAGAGGGUAUGGCUCGUGAUAGCAUUCCCUCUGUAUUCGUAGUGGACGCCCAUUCAACACGACCAACUGUGCCCCCUCGACCGAGCAAAAAGAAGGAUAAAAGCGGGGCGGUACAGACUCUGCUGUUCCUCCUGGUUAGCCUGGCAUUGGGUGGCAUGAUCAUCGAAGCUUGCUUCAUCUAUCGUCUUUACCGAUUAGAAUAUAGCCCCUCAGGUUUCUUUUCAAAGCACACCGACGAUAAUUUUAUCUCACCCACUGAGUUCCCCUUUGAUGGGAUUCCUCCAUCCAAACCAGUUGCACAUCUGACAGAUGGCCAAGAUGUACAUCACGACAAACAUAUCAUGUCAUGGAGCGAGAAUGCACAUCCUCUCCUCUAUGGAAUGGAAUACAAAGACAAAAAACUCAUCAUACUGAAAGAGGGAUACUACUACAUCUAUUCAAAGGUUUUCUUCUCAGAAAAUGAUAGUUUUUCUCAUUCUGUACAGAUGCAAACUGAAAAGUAUGCCGGGGGAAGCAUCCCCCUCCUGCAGUCCAGGAAGUAUACUUUAAAGAAAGAAAAUGGACCCAAAAGUUAUUCCAACAGUUACCUUGGUGGAGUGUUUCACCUGUCCAAAAAUGAUGCUAUCUAUGUAAAUAUUAGCAGCACAAAACAGAUUAUCAGACACAAAUCCUAUGAAAAUAUAUUUGGUGCAUAUAUGAUAUAGAAAGUGCAUUGACAGGAGAUUAAAAGACUAAAGAUGCAGAAUAAGAGUUCAUAACUCUUCUCAUGGAUAUUUUGGUGACCUUGAAAAGCCUCUUAUGAAGGCAGAUGUUGACUGUUAUUUGUACUAUUGGAAUUUGCUGGUGGGUUUUGUGAGAGUAUAAAAAGUUUUGGACUUUAAAAAAAAAAUGACUUUCUUUAUCUACAUAAAAUCAUAACUUCAAAUGCUGAUUAUAGAUUUUACUGUUCUGUUGCAAAUUAUUAUUUGCUAAAAAAUAUUAUCAUGCACUUUUUUUUAUUUUUUUGCUUUCACAAAUUCUGAACAUUAUUUAUUUAUUCCUUUCAGAUGUAACUGGGUUGAUAGUGCUCUGUUUAAAUAAACGUAUGGUGUAAAAUAAACAUAAACAUUGAAGAAA